AUGAGGUUUGGAGGAGAGCCCUCCCGGACCCAGGAGCCCACCCUGCGGGCUGUGAAGCCGGAUCAAGUGCAGCGGAAGCUGGUGGGUGACGUAAUUCCGCACUUUGACAGGCGCUGCUUCAAGCUGGUGGGCAUGAAGAUGGUGCAGGCUUCGGAGAACAUCCUCACUGAGUAUUACUUUGACUUGCAGAGGAAGCCCUCCUACCGCCUCAUCAGCUACAUGAGCUUCGGCCCUGUGGUGGCCCUGGUCUGGGAAAGUCACAACGCGGUCUGCACCUCGAGGGCCGUAAUUGGAGGCACAAACGCUGUUGAAGCUACCCCAGGAAACGUCUGGGGAGACCAGCGUCCACACAUCAUCAGAGACGUCAUCCACUCCAGUGACCCAGUGGAGGGGGCCUGUAGGGAGAUCGGGUUGUGGGUCCGGAGGAGUGAGUUGGUGACCUGGCCAGACCUGGGCCUCCACAGCAGCAUCUUCCCUGUCUGA
Molecule: messenger RNA, 483 nt
Organism: Orycteropus afer afer
Lineage: Eukaryota; Metazoa; Chordata; Mammalia; Tubulidentata; Orycteropodidae
Product: nucleoside diphosphate kinase, mitochondrial-like
Biological process (GO): CTP biosynthetic process; UTP biosynthetic process; GTP biosynthetic process
Molecular function (GO): nucleoside diphosphate kinase activity
Source: RefSeq, a predicted model, not a curated record